UGCGCGGACGCAGCUGGACUAUGGACCCGCUUCAACAGUCCCUUUCUUGAAGGCGAGAACGAAGGCACUCCCGUCCUCGCGCUCCCGCGGCCAAGAGGUCCAACGGCACCCGCCGUCAGUUCGGAGCAUGUGUCCGUCUGCAAGCAAGCUCUCCGGUCUCCCUCACCCGCUCUCCAGAGUAUAACGCGCUUCGGCAGCGAAGAGCUCCGCCCCCACACAGCCAUGGGCUCCCCGGGUCAGAUCCUGCAGGCCCACCGGGACAGCCUGCUGCUGUGGACCAAGCCCAACCCCGCCCCGCUGCUGCGCUGGCUGCGGGACGACGGCGUCCUGUCCCACGCGCAGUACCUCUCCCUGCUGGAGCGGUCGCCGAGCAACGCGGUGGCGGCGGCGCUGGAGGCGGUGCGCGGGCGGGAGGAGGCCAGCCGAGGGUUCCUGGAGGUGCUGAGGGAGGUGCAGGGCUACUACUGCGAGGAGCUGCAGGCCUGGGCGGAGCGACACUGCGGGGGCGCCGUCCCGGACCGGACCGCCGAGCCGACGCCCGUCUGCGAGGAAGAGAAAAAGAAAGAAAAGGGCUCGUUUGCAAAGAUUUUCAAAUCCAAAUGCAAAGGGUUCAAAGUUCCACAGGAAAAAAAAGGAGCUAUACCGGACAGCAAGCUGAAGCCUCGACUGAGUGUCAAGCAGUCUAACCUGAGAGUUCCUCUAAUGGCCCACAAAAAGACUCUCCUAAAUCAGACAGAGAGGCUCACGUCCCACUCAGAAGGCGGAGGGAUGGUUUCCAAUUCCCACUCCCACAUUGAGAUCCGCUACACCGACCUCUUCGUAACCGAGGACAACGAGGAAUUCGAGAGCAGCCAGCAUGAAUACUUCAGCCUGGCCAGCCGUCGGGCGAGGAUCUACGCCCACCAGGACUGCCAGCGCAUCCAGCCGUGCCACCUCCUGAGCAAGCAGCGAGCCACGGGCUGCCCCCCAAAGCGGGUGAAGGUGAAGGGCAUCGCCGGGAUCGGGAAGAGCGUGGCCAUGCAGCGCAUCGUCUACGAGUGGGCGCUGGGCAAGACCAUGCGGGACUUCGUCUGCGUGUUCGACUUGCGAUUCCGUGAGCUCAACCUGGUCACCGGGCCCGUCAGCCUGUCGGGCCUGCUGGGGUCCAGGUUCCGGUACCUGGCCCCCGUCCUGCCCCAGCUGCUGGGAUCCACAGGCUCCCUCCUCUUCAUCCUGGACGGGCUGGACGAGUUCAAGCACAGGCUGGACUGGGACGCCCCGGACAGGGCCAUCGGGGUAGACUCAGAGGUGCCCGUGUCGGAACUGGUGGUGGCCCUGGUGAAGGGCAGCCUCCUGCCCGAGGUCUCGGUCAUCCUUACCUCCAGACCCUCCACCGACGCCCCCAAAAGGUUUUUCCAGAGGUGCUGCGUGGUCCUGGGGUUCGAGGAGGCCCAGGUAGAAGAAUACACCUCAAAGUUCUUCAAGGACACCCAGGUCGCCUCCAGGGUCUACGGCUACAUCGUGGGCAAUGACAGCCUCUUCGUCCUGUCAUUCAUCCCCCUCUACUGCUAUAUCAUCUGCACAGCUUUAGCUGAGUUUUUCACUGGGGGGAGAGAGAACGGGCAUGGUGGAGAAGGCGAGGACAGGGAUGGCUCACAGUCACUGGAGCUCAACCCUCCCCGUACCGUCAGCGAGGUCUACUACUGCUACCUGUACACUGCUAUCAAGCACCACGCGCUGAGAGGCACAAGCAACAGCAGCGCCUCCAAAUCAGAAGUGUUCUCCGUCGUCAGGGCCCAGCUGACCAGCCUGGGCAAGCUGGCCUACGAAAACCUCCUGAGGAGCAAGAUAAUGUUCGACCGGGCGGACCUGGAGAGCUUUGGACUGGAGCCCAGGGAGGUGCAUAGCACCUUCCUUAGCCAAAUCCUGGUCCCUGUGGAGGAGGAGAAGGUGGAGAUGUUUGCAUUCUUCCACCUGACAGUCCAGGAACAUCUGGCCGCCCUGUACUGUGCUGUCAAUCUCUCCAGCCCAGAGCACAUCCUCGGAGGGCUUGAGUUCUGGUGCUUUGGGCAGCCCCUCCCCUCUGCGGCCCCUCCUCUCCUCCUGGCUCCGGACUUCCGCUCGGACCAGACCAGGGUGGAGAACCUGCAGAUGUUCACCAGGUUCUUCAUGGGGCUGGUCAGGGCUCGGCUGGGUAACCAGUUGACCGGAAUGGAGCCAGUCCCCCUGGACAAGGAGGAUCUCCUAUCCCAGCUGGGGGUUUGGUUCAAAACCCAGUUCAAGGGCAGGGAACUGUCGAACCAGACGGCCCUCAACCUCCUCCACUGCCUGACAGAGCUGCACACGGAGGAGGUGGCCAAGGCGGUGGCCCCGGAGAUCAAGAGUCUCAACCUGUUCAAGAUGAAGCUGAGCGUGGUGGACUGUGCCGCCCUGUACUAUGUGCUGCGGUUCUCUCCCCAUCGCCUGGAGGAGCUCAACCUGGGCUACUCCAACAUUGGGAAUCGCGGCCUACGCAGGCUGGGGCCCAUCCUGCACCGCUGCGAGAGCCUCUAUUUACGCUACAACUGUCUGGACCGGGAUGCGGCCAUUUUGGAAUCUGCGAUUCUGAAAUCGGGGGACUGUCAGGUGAAGAAGCUGUUCAUGUGCGGGAAUAGCCUGGGUUCGGAGGGGGUCCGAGAGCUGUGGCUCGCCCUGGAGGAGAACUCCACGGUGGAGGAGCUGUACCUGGACAUCACCGGCAUCACCGAGGGAGGAACCGAGAACAUGGUCAACUGCCUGAGCAAGAACUCAACCCUGAAGACCCUCACCUUGGUGGGGAACGAGAUCGGCGAGGCUGGGAAGGACAGGCUGAGGGAGCUGAGGCGUCUCAGGCCGGGGCUCCACGUCAUCGGGAACUUUGUGGACGACCUGGGCCUGCUGCAGGCCUACCUGGACUGGGUGGAGGAGCUCCGGGCCGACCGGGACCAGAUGGACUCCGUGAGGAACGUUGACGCGCUGCAGUCCGUGCUGAAGGGUCUGAGAGUGGCGGGGGCGCACGGGGAGGGGCAGAAUGCACAGAAAGCCAAGGAACUGGAGACCAAGAUCCUCCAGCUCCUGGAGACCCCCACUUAGCUUACAGCAGACUGGUGAUAAAUACACACAUACACACACACACACACUUAGACACAUACCUACACACACGCACACACAAUUACACACACAAGUCAUAUGGAUUCAAUGGGAGCUCUUCUGUGCCUACUGGCCUGUGUUCUUCUUCAAAACCACGGACAGGUUUGUUAAUGAUUUUUUACGUAUUCUAUAGCUAUGUCAUGGUGCUGCACUAACAAAGUCACAGACUGGUAAACCUCCGGUUGAAGGAUGGAAUCCCGCCUCGCCCUCAGGCAGAUCAUUUCCUCUUUUACACUAACGCUUUCUUACGCUUAUAUAUUUUCUUUACCAAAACUCACUCACGGCCACCCAUAUGCAUUUCAUGACGGCAAAUGUAUUCCUUUUAUGAAAAGCCUGGGGUCAUUUUACUCGAAGGUUUCUUCGUAAGGAUACAAAAAAACAUUUUGCAGACAGGAGAUUCAGUGUUCCAGAGAUAAAAUGGACAUCAGAACAUCACAAAACAGCAGUACAAAAGACAUCAUAAUUAAAAGUCAGAAAAUAUAUAAAAGUCAUGAAAACAUUUUGGGAGAAUUAAAUCUACAAGAAUUUCCCAGUAAAACUGCAAGAUGAAGUUAUUGAACAUUUCAACAUUCAAAAUGGAUUUCUUAUGCAAUGACUUACAACGAAAGCACCGUAUUAUGUUAAGAAUCACGCGAGAGGACAUCACGUGCUUUGGAACGUGAAGAUUGCAGAUAUUUCAAUGGAGCAAGAUCCUGCAUACGAGGAGUUCAUGGAAUAUGAAGAUAUUUCCAUGGAGCAAAAUCCUGAUCAAGAUGAGGUGAUGGAAUACGAAGAUAUUUCCAUGGAGCAAAAUCCUGCUCAAGAUGAGUUGAUGGAAUACGAAGAUAUUUCCAUGGAGCAAAAUCCUGCUCAAGAUGAGUUGAUGCAAUACGAAGGCCUACCUGGACUGGGUGGAGGAGCUCCGGGCCGACCGGGACCAGAUGGACUCCGUGAGGAACGUUGACCACCAGUGGCUGCAGCCAACACCAAAACUACCUGGAUGGACUGGACUGCUAUGUCCCCAUCUGGUGGCCA
Anguilla rostrata (American eel) is the source of this 4161-nucleotide messenger RNA. RefSeq names its product NLR family CARD domain-containing protein 3-like. The coding region runs from base 223 to 3090 and encodes 955 amino acids. NCBI's taxonomy places the organism in Eukaryota, Metazoa, Chordata, Actinopteri, Anguilliformes, Anguillidae. The transcript has 13 exons. The record is from RefSeq and is a predicted model, not a curated record.